UGUUGACUUUAGUAAGUAAAUGAUAAAUAAUCAGUUUAUCAUGAUAUAUCAACCUAGAGUAAUGUUUCUUUCUGUCUGUUUCCUUUUCAUUACACAAGGAAUGUGUAAAAGUUUUCUCAUUGAAACUAUUGACGAUCCUGAACCAUUUGAACCGUACGAAGCACCAGCAGUACCCUAUGGUGCCGACUCACCCAGUGCCGAUGUUUCAGCGGCAGCUUCAAAAGGUAAACGAGGAAAUGGAACCGAUUAUCAAUUAAUUCCGAGGUUUACUUUGCCUCCACUACAAACGAAGUUCGGAACUAACCCCCCUCCAACUAUAAAUCCAAAUGAUGCAGUGUUCACUUUUCUUAGAGAUUAAAGUUUGCAGUAGCAUAUUGGGUCCUUCAUAUAUUUUUUCUAUUGUAAAUACAAAUAUCAAAAUUUUAAAAAA
Messenger RNA from Eurytemora carolleeae, 430 nucleotides. RefSeq lists its product as uncharacterized. The transcript has 3 exons. The coding region runs from base 20 to 358 and encodes 112 amino acids. NCBI's taxonomy places the organism in Eukaryota, Metazoa, Arthropoda, Copepoda, Calanoida, Temoridae. The record is from RefSeq and is a predicted model, not a curated record.